This is a messenger RNA of Aphidius gifuensis, 664 nucleotides long. RefSeq lists its product as uncharacterized. NCBI's taxonomy places the organism in Eukaryota, Metazoa, Arthropoda, Insecta, Hymenoptera, Braconidae. The record is from RefSeq and is a predicted model, not a curated record. Bases 108 to 428 code for a protein of 106 amino acids. The transcript is spliced from 3 exons.
UAAAGCUGAAUUUUUUUCAGUUACAUAAAAAACCAUCGAGGCAGAAGCAUCAAGCAUCAACAGUUGCAUAAAAAUAUUAAUUAAAUUAAACAUUCACAUAUUCAACAAUGAAUAAAUCAAUUUUGAUUAGUUUAAUUAUGAUACUGGCAAUUGCCCAGAUAUAUGUUAGUGCAAAACAUUUAAGAAGACAAGGUCAAUCUUGUACAACCAGCUGCCAGUGCUGUACUGAUUACUGUCGAGAUGGAAUUUGCAGGCGAUAUGGAGAAGUUGCUGAUGAAAAAGAUAAAGAUGGAAAAAGUGAAAUUUCUCCAUGUGCUUAUACUGAAUGUGCUGUUGGACGUCGUUGUAUUAUAAGACAAGUUCAAUGCUUUACAUUCCCUUGUCCUGGAAUCGCCGAGUGUGUCAAAAAUCAAACAUCAUGUUAUUAGAAUCAAUAUUAUUAACAUACUAAAAUUUUUAGUUAUCGUCAAUAUAUUGCAAAUUAAUUCUCUAAAAUACGUCGUAUUAUUAUAAACAAUUUUUACAUUUGUUACAUGAACAUAUCAUGGUUUAUUAAUUACAUAUCUUUAUUCAACAAAAAAUAGCUAAUUAAAAUUUUUAAAAAUUAUUUAUGUAUUCAGCAUUUUUAUAUGUUCUAAAUUAAAUAAAAAAUUAUUUAGAUAAA